This is a messenger RNA of Capsella rubella, 2135 nucleotides long. RefSeq names its product U3 small nucleolar ribonucleoprotein protein MPP10. Gene Ontology annotation, cellular component: sno(s)RNA-containing ribonucleoprotein complex; Mpp10 complex; small-subunit processome. Gene Ontology annotation, biological process: rRNA processing. Bases 235 to 1827 code for a protein of 530 amino acids. The record is from RefSeq and is a predicted model, not a curated record. The transcript has 13 exons. Lineage: Eukaryota; Viridiplantae; Streptophyta; Magnoliopsida; Brassicales; Brassicaceae.
GACCCGGUUGAAAUUCUCUGGCUGAUGAAGAAGUUUCACUGGGGACUUUUCAAAUCAGGCAUCUUCAGGGUUUUUGAAGAUACUCAUUGAGGUUUCUCUUCUUCGUGUUCCUCUCCCAAAACCUAAACGCUGUUUAAAAUACCUUUCUCACCGCCAUCGAUAAACCCUACUGGAACCCUAAUUUAUUGGGGGCUCUGAGGAAGCAACGAUUUGAUAAGUUUGGUUGCUUAAUCUAUGUCGAUUGUAAAAGAUUCGGGCUUUGAAGCCCUUGAGAAGCUUAAGUCAACUGAACCACCAGUUUUUCUUGCGCCAAGUUCAAUAUCUGAGGUGGCUCGUACUACAUCUCAGUACCUAUUCGAGAAGUUGAAGCCUUUCAACCCUAAAUCUCCAUUUGAUCAGCUCUUGGUUGAUGGGUUUGAUGCGGAGCAGAUUUGGCAGCAAAUUGAUAUUCAGUGUCAACCGUUGUUGUCUAGCUUGCGGCAGGACGUUAAGAGAUUUGCUCAAAACCCUAAAGAGAUUCGUAAACUUGGGAAUUUGGCCCUCAAUGUUUCUCAUGAAGAUGAUGUCGAUGAGAUGGAUAUGGAUGGUUUUGACUCGGAUGAUGAUGAGCUAGAAGCUACUGAAAGCGAUGGAGAUGAAGAAGAGGACGACGAUGAGGAAGAAGAAGAUGAUGUAGAGGAAGAUGAGGAGGAAAAGAGUGGAGACCAUGAAGGAAUAGAGGACAAGUUCUUCAAGAUAAAAGAAUUGGAGGAGUUUUUGGAGGAGGGUGAAGCAGAAGAGUAUGGAAUAGACUACAAAAACAAGAACGGGGUUGCAAAGAGAAAGAAACAAAAUUUGCGCGAUGAUGAUGAAGAAGAAGAUGAUGAGGAGGACGAGGAUGAAGAAGAAGAUGAUGAGUUUGGUGCUUUUGCUGGUGGGGAUGACGAAGAGGCAGAUAAAUUAGGCAAGGCAAGGUAUGAUGAUUUCUUCGGCGGCAAAAAGAAGGAGACAAAAAUGAAGUUGAAAGACUUAAGUGAAGAUGAUGAAGCUGAAAUAGAAAACCAAGGUGAUGUAAAGCUCUCUACCCAUGAAAAAGAACGAAUAAAGCUUCAAUCCAAGAUUGAACGGAUGGAGAAAGCAAACUUAGAUGCUAAACACUGGACAAUGCAGGGAGAGAUAACUGCUGCAAAGAGGCCAAAGAACAGUGCUUUAGAAGUUGAUUUAGAUUUUGAGCACAAUGCCAGGCCUGCUCCUGUAAUCACAGAAGAGGUCACAGCCUCACUUGAAGAUUUGAUCAAGAGCAGAAUCAUUGAGGCUCGUUUUGAUGAUGUUCAACGAGCAGCAAGUAUGCCCACUAAAGCAAAAAGAGAAGCCAAGGAAAUGGACGAUAGCAAAAGCAAGAAAGGUCUUGCCGAAGUUUACGAGGACGAAUAUGUUCGGCAGGCUAAUCCCACUUUUGCCCCGACAACUUUCUCUGAUGAACUAAAGAAAGAGGCAAGCAUGCUGUUCAAGAGACUAUGCCUGAAGUUGGAUUCUCUCUCCCACUUCCACUUCACACCUAAACCGGUGAUUGAAGAAAUGUCUAUACAAACAAAUGUCCCGGCCAUAGCAAUGGAAGAGGUUGCGCCUGUGGCAGUCUCAGAUGCGGCAAUGCUUGCCCCAGAGGAGAUAUUUUCCGGGAAAGGUGACAUUAAGGAUGAGUCUGAGCUUACACAGGAAGAGAAAAAGAGAAGGAGGGCUAAGAAGAAGAGAAAGUUUAAGGCUGAAUCUGCAAAAGAACCAGCGAAAAAAGCGCGGGAUGAUACUACCGAAAACCCUAAAACUGUUACAGGCAGUGAAGAAGGGUGAAGAAAGGAGAGAGUUACAGAGACAAAAUGAAGAUGAGGAGAUUUCAGGCAAGAGCAUUGCUACAUGAUACAGUAUGUGAAAAAUCUAAACACAGACAGCUUCAAGAUUAGAUACAACAAGAGUUUUGGAUGGGAGAAAAUAGAUAAACUUUUUACCGGUAUAAGGAAAGGCGAGAGAUAGUGUUCGAAUCAGUGACUUGUCUUGCCGACAUUUGAGUUUGAUUGUAUCUUAUGCGGUUUUGUCAUAUACUUUGAUAUGAGUAGCUUUUCUUUCUUUUAAUUGAUGAGAAAAAAAUCCGUAACUCCCAA